Molecule: messenger RNA, 3244 nt
Organism: Chlamydomonas reinhardtii
Lineage: Eukaryota; Viridiplantae; Chlorophyta; Chlorophyceae; Chlamydomonadales; Chlamydomonadaceae
Exons: 16
Coding region: 421-3081 (886 amino acids)
Molecular function (GO): protein binding
Source: RefSeq, a predicted model, not a curated record
GUAUAUCAUCUCGCACCCUGGUCGACCGUGGUCUAUUACUGCACAAUCAAAAGCGCGAUACCUGCACAUAAGAGCUUGUCGACAGACUGCCUUUCAUGUAACGAAGCCUUUCUUCCUAGUUAUCGCUGAAUUUAUAGAAGUUCAUUUUAUCAUAACAAAUAGUCAACAUCAUCGUCGCAACCUUGCGUGCACGUAAUACAUGCUUCGGGCGCUGGCGACAUGCGAGCACCUCGCGUAAUGACAUACGCCGCAAGGCGAUAGAAGGCCAUAAGGAAGGAAGCGAGCUGUGUUUACAGGCAGUGGGACAUCCGCGGCUUGCCAAAGCGGCCGUGGGCAGGGGCUUACGGCAACGCGCCCCUAGGCAGUCGACGCACUGGCGCUCGCAACUACUGGCGCCCGUGAGCCGGCGCGGCGGCCACUAUGUACAGUGACGAUGAGGAGGCGGAGAUAGCGGUGGACAUCAAGCGACUCUGGGAUGUCAAGAUACCGCUGCUGAGCCAGGGCCAGAAGGAGCCGCUAAAAGCUGUCAUCUCGGCCGCAAAGAACAAGGACCCAUCUGUGGUGUGCACGCACUAUGACGUGGACCGGCGGCGCUUCUUUUACGGCAUGGACAACGGUGCCGUGUGUUUCUGGCCGCUCGAUCAGUCCAGGCCCAACACCAGCCGCUUCGUGGGCGCGCACAAGGGGCCGGUGUCGGCCAUAUGCACGCCGCGCAAAGGCGACGGCCAGCUGGGCAAGGCGGGACUGAUCGUGACGGGCAGUGUGGACAGCAGCAUCAAGAUAUGGGACUACCAGGGCAAGGUCAUUCUGGAUCCUACGGUGUGCGUGCAAACCCUGUAUGGUCACAGCGGCACGGUGACUGCGCUGGUGAUCCUGGGUGACUACAUCGUCAGCAGCAGCACGGACGGCUCCAUCAAGAUGUGGCGCCAGGAGGAGGGCCGAGGCCAGCUGGUGUACCCCUGGUUCGAGCUGCAGGCCACUGUCGCGGGCAUGGAGGGCUGGGUGCGCUGCAUGGCGUACGACAGCAGUGGGGCGGUGGGCGACCUGGGAGCCGUAUUCGCGGCGGACGAGUCGGGCGGCGUGACCAAGGUGCUGCCGGAGGCGGUGUGGGACGACAGCAUACAGCGGCUGUCCACCCGCAUGGACUUCAAGAUUGACCAGCGGGUGGAGCGGCUGCACGACCGCGGCAUCAGCGUCAUCCGAUACGUGGCCAAGUGGGACAUGGUGCUGACGGUGGCGUACGACCAGUGCCUCCGCGCCUACGACGUCAAGUCCUCACAGGUCCGGCAUGCCUGGGUCAAUGAACGCGGCUGUCAGUUCACCACCCUCGAGAUCAACAUUGAAUUCGACGAGGUGCUGGCGGGCGACACCAGCGGCGUGCUGUCCAUCUUCUCAGUCCGCACCGGCCGCCUCAUGGUCACCAAGCAGCUGGUGGCGCCGCCCGGAGGCGCAGCCGCCAGCCGCCGCGGCGUCAACGCGCACGCCUCCGCCGCCUCGGGCUCCGGCACGGGGUCGGGUCCCAGCGGCAUCCUGUCUGUGACGGCGGUGCUGGGCCGGCAGCUGUAUGCGGUGACCACGGCUCGCGAGCUGUCGCUGUGGCUCAUAGAGCACGAGCUGGAGUACAACGUGGCGCGGGGCGGGCACGACAAGGCGCUCAUCAGCCUGUACAGCUGCUCCGGAGGCGUGGCCGGCCCCGGCGGCGACCACGACUACCGCAUCUUCUCCGCCUCCAUCGACAACACGGUGCGGCUGUGGGACCCGUACGACAUGGCCUGCAUCCGCGUCAUGGAGGAGCUGAGCUCGGAGAUCAGCGCCAUGACGUUCUACGAGGGAUGGAACCUGCUGGUCACAGGCCACGACAACGGCGACAUCCGGCUGUGGAACCUGGACACCGGCUCGACGACAACGCUGCGGCAGCACACCAACACCGUCACCUCGCUGGAGCUGGCGCUGGUCCACCGCAAUGAGGAGCUGCUGAUCAGCGGCUCCUACGACGGCUGGGUGGUGCUGUGGGACAUACGCAGCCUGAGGGGCGAGGAGCCGCACAUGGUGGCCAAGUUCCGGGCGCACGGCCCAGACACGUCCAACGGCCUGGCCUCCGGCAGCAGCAACGGCAGGGGCGCGGCCGAGGCAGCGGCCGCAGGCGGCAGCAGCGGCGUGCAGACGCCUGAGCCGGCAGGGCACACCGGCGGGGCUGCAGCAUCGACGUCACUGUCGCGCAGUGAAGCGGCAAAGGCGGCGGGCGUGGCGAUGGGCCUGGGCCCCAGUGCGGUGGCGGCGCUGCAGGGGGCGCUGGGGGGGCCGGACACCGAGAUCCUGGCGCUCAAGUUUGACCCGCUCAAAAAGGUCAUUGUGACGGCCGGUACGGACCGGGUCAUCAAGGUGUGGGCCGCCACCGGGUACGAGUACCUGGGCUGCCACACGGGGCACACGGACGCGGUGGGCUGUCUGGCGCUGGACUCAAACUUCCUGUUCAGCGGCAGCGACGACUGCAACAUAUGCCUGUGGGACACGGUGCCGGCCAGCAGCGCCAGAGCCAGCACCUACGCAGGUCUGCGCACGGGUGCCAGCCCUGGCCCAGCCCUGGCCCACUCCACCUCGUUGCUGAGCGGGCAGGCCGCAGCAGCCGCAGUGGGUAGCGUCGGCGCCUCCUCCUCCGGUGGCGCGCCGCCGGCCUUUCAGCUGACGUUCAGCGGGCGGCCGCUCAAGACGCUGAAGGGCCACACCCGCAAUGUGACAGGCCUGGACGUGCUUCCCUCCAGCGGCAACCUGGUCAGCUGCUCCCUGGAUGGGCAGCUGCUGGUGUGGGACUACGUGAGCGGAACCGUGCUGCACAGAUUCACGCACGAGAUGGAGGAGUUCAGGUGCCUGGCACUGCGGUACGACCGCCCUGAGGUGCUGGUGGGCACUGUGCAGGCCAGCCUGCUGCGCUACACCAUCCACGAGGCAGCUGUGGCGGUGCCGGCCAAGACGCGGCUGGCGCGCGGGGCGGGGCGGCCAGUGGCUGCGGAGCCGGGUCUGCCUGAGGACCUGGGGAGACUGGCGCUGGAGGAGCAGCAGGGCAGCGGGUCAGACGGGUAGCGGCUAGGGAGGUAGUGACUGCGUGUUUACGGGACUGCGAUUCGAGUGAGAAGCUCGCGAGGUGGUAGACCUGCGGUCGCAGGGCCUUGCUGACGCGCUGCGAUAGGACCCGCGACCUACUUGGCAUGAGACGAUGGGGAUGUGUGACAAGGGGUAACGUUAA